UUGUGUUCUGUCGUUUCCCUAAAGUCAAGGUGUUGUUUUGGAUUUUCUUUUCCGAAACAGAAAAAAAGAAACAAAAGGAGAGGAAGAAGAUGAAGUGUUUUCGAAACAUAAGAUCGAUAUUCAUGCACGCGGAUGGUGUGGAUUUAAUACUGAUGGGACUAGGUUUAUUCGGAGCUAUCGGUGAUGGCGUCAUCACUCCUAUAAUAUUUUUCAUCACCGGCCUGCUACUGAAUGACAUUGGUGGUUCCUCAUUAGGAGAUAAAACCUUCAUGCAUGCCAUCAUAAAGAAUGCUGUAGCUUUGCUUUAUGUCGCUUGCGCAUCUUGGGUGAUAUGUUUCGUUGAAGGGUAUUGCUGGACAAGGACAUGGGAGAGACAAGCAUCAAGAGUGAGAGGGAAGUACUUAAGAGCAGUGUUAAGACAAGAUGUGAGUUACUUUGAUCUUAAUGUUACAAGCACUUCUGACGUUAUCACCAGUGUCUCCAGUGACACUCUUCUCAUCCAAGACGUCCUUAGUGAAAAGUUACCAAACUUUUUGAUGAAUGCAUCAGCGUUUGUGGCAAGCUACAUCGUGAGUUUCAUCAUGUUGUGGAGACUCACAAUCGUAGGCUUCCCGUUCUUUAUCCUCCUCUUGAUCCCUGGACUGAUGUGCGGACGAGCCCUUAUCAGCAUCUCGAGAAAAAUACGCGAAGAGUACACUGACGCCGGUUCUAUUGCCGAGCAAGCUAUCUCGUUGGUGCGAACCGUCUAUGCAUUUGGUAGUGAGAGAAAGAUGGUAGCAAAAUUCUCAGCUGCAAUUCAAGGCUCAGUGAACCUAGGGUUGAGACAAGGACUAGCUAAAGGAAUCGCCAUUGGGAGCAAUGGUAUAAGUUAUGCAAUUUGGGGGUUCAUGACUUGGUAUGGAAGUCAGAUGGUUAUGUACCAUGGCGCUAAAGGCGGUACUUUCUUCGCAGUCAUCAUUUGCAUCACCUCUGGUGGCACAUCACUUGGUCGAGGCUUGUCGAAUCUCAAAGAAUUCUCAGAGGCAGUUGUAGCGGUGGAAAGGAUUGUCAAAGUGAUAAACAGAGUUCCUGACAUUGAUUCAGAGAACCUAGAAGGUCAAAUUCUUGAGAAAAUUAAAGGAGAAGUCCAGUUUAAGAAUGUGAAGUUCAUGUACCCAUCUAGACCCGAGACCCCAAUCUUUAAUGUUUUUCAGUGGAAGAAUGUGAAGAAGUUGACGAGGAAGAAGAAGAAAAAGAGUAUA
Messenger RNA from Camelina sativa (false flax), 1241 nucleotides. The record is from RefSeq and is a predicted model, not a curated record. Lineage: Eukaryota; Viridiplantae; Streptophyta; Magnoliopsida; Brassicales; Brassicaceae.